AUGAGGGAAUCACAUAGCAGAAACGACUCUGUUCUACCUACAGAAGCAAAUAUAUCUGACAUGAGUAAAAGCAUAUCUGGCGUGGAGUACAUCAGAGUGAAAAGACGUCGGGAUGAGGAUUCCGUACAGGCUUUGCUCUUAGAAGAGGAGAGAAACGCAAAAAAAGGGAAGUUCGUGUUCAAGCUAUCUAAGACUGUAGAGCUUGAGACUCCCGAUGUUAACAGUCCACUAUUGAAAUUGAGUAAUGAGAACAAUGAUAAAAAAAUGGUUUACGUUCUUGAAAGGGAACGGGAGCGCCAGGCAGCGUCAGAAUUGCAAGAAGAGCUACCGGAUAGCAUUGCGGAAAUGCUAAAUGACUAUCUUAAGAUAAAGGAGAAGGACUCACCAGAGCACAAGAAACGCAAGGCAAGUCGAAAACAUUCAAAAUCAUAUACAGCUCCGAUCUUGCCUCCUACAGAUUACGUUUACGAUGUGUAUGUGAAACAAACCAUACCAGAAGAUGAGGAGGAGUUCGUUUUCGAUAAGAGUACUAUCGGAUACAUCAGAAUCGUUGAGCAUAAUGGGGACAUGAUCCCAGAAGAAGAAGUAGAUCCAGAGAAAACAAUGUUGACUGACGAUGAGGAUUCAAAUGAGGAAGAUUAUUAUCAGAACGAUUAUCCGGAAGAUGAAGACGAUGACAGAUCAAUUUUUAUUGGAAGUGACGAAGAUAGGACGGAUUCAGAAGAUAUAGUAUACCUUGACGAAUUAAAUGAUGAACUGGAUCAAAAUUAUAAUGUGGACGGUGAGCAGGCUAACGAAACCACCAAUGAUAAUGGUGAUGAGUUUGAUGCAUUAUUUCAAAAUUACGGAGAAUCUUCCAAUCUUUUGAGCUCGUUGAAUGCCAAUAAUUACGUCGACUUUGACUACGACGACGAUGACCAUGCCGAUAGUGAUAAUGACAACGGUAAAUACGACGGUGACUUUGUCAAUUUGAAGCCAGAGGCUGAUGACGAUCACGAUACUGGAAUGGACGUAGAUGAUCAGACAUUCAAGAGAAAUUACUUCUUCCCAACUGACAAAGACGAUGAAGAUGCUAUACACAGAGAUCGUAUAUUCGGCAAGCUGCAAAAGAUGAUAGAUAAAGUGUGA
Molecule: messenger RNA, 1128 nt
Organism: Kluyveromyces lactis
Lineage: Eukaryota; Fungi; Ascomycota; Saccharomycetes; Saccharomycetales; Saccharomycetaceae
Gene: IWR1
Product: Iwr1p
Exons: 1
Coding region: 1-1128 (375 amino acids)
Biological process (GO): protein import into nucleus
Cellular component (GO): cytoplasm
Source: RefSeq, a predicted model, not a curated record